UCUCUCACAUCGUGGUUAAAGGUAGUUGAUUAACUUUGUUGUCGUCGGUGUCAGUGGAAACCGGAAAGAACCGAGGAACAAGUUUAUUGGUUGAGAGCUACAGGUAAGAGGAAGUGAAAACAGCCAGGACUUAGGAACGUUAAAGGGCUUAACAAAUCCAGGUGAUGUCUGACCUGGAUCAGAUGCAGGAGGUCAGUGAGGCCUGCAGCCUGGAUGAUGACAUGUUGGACGGAGACCUGGGUGAUGGGGUGGGAGUCAGGUCAGCGCCCAGUUCCACUGGUAAGAGGAGCCAAAGCUUCACUGGUCUCUCAGAGACCCUGUACAGGCACAGCAGCCAGGCAGGAGAGCCAGUCCGGAUCCCUGGACUGAAGACUACAGAGACCCAGCAGAGAGUGCGCUGGACGCUGCCACGCUGUGGAGGCUCCCUGGUCGACCUGUCCAAAGACGAGCUCAGAGACAGACUGCAGGAAGCAAGUGAGGUGAUAGACGUGUUAUGCUGCGAGCUGGAGGUGGCACAUCGUUACUUUGAAGGCAAAUAUGAAGCUCUGAAGAUCCUGCAGGGAAAGGCCAUCCUCGACAAAGCCACGAUUCACACUAAAAGUCUGCUGCAGAAGAGUGAAGAGAAGGCCAAAGCUCUGGAGAAGGAGGUGAACAGUUUGCAGUGGGAGCUCAGCUUCAACCAGGUCCAGAUGAAGAAGUCUGACCAGUCCUGGGAGCAGAAACACAACAGGAUUGUGAGUGAGAACAAGACUCUGACUGACAACCUGCAGGACAGAGAGAGUGAGAUCCAGCAGCUCCGAGCAGAGAAUUAUGCUCUGAGUCGGCAGUGUGUGGAGCUUCUCUCCAUGUUGAAUGUGAAGGAGCAGAGAACUUACCAAGGAACCAAACCUCAGUACAGCCCAGAGAGAGACGCAAGUGUCCUGGAGCUGGCAGUGUUGGGGGCCUGUCGGUGUUUUGGAGUUGCAGAAGCAUGUCCAUGCAGUCGAACUGCUGCUGCCAGCAGGAAGCAGCUCGUACAGCUGCAGCAGGAGCUUGAUGCUCAGCGGUCGAGGAGAGAGGAGGCAAUGAUGGUCGCGGACGCUUUUCGUAUCGCCUUUGAGCAGCAGCUGAGGAAACGAAGUGAACACUUCCUGCUGCUGGCUGAGGCCAACAUCCUGAAAUCACAUCACUACAAGGCUGAAGGUGCUAACAGGAGUCCUUUAAUCAGUGUCAGCCAGAGACUGAGAGGAUUGCUGCCUUCCGGUCUGGACUUGAAGAUGCCUGAUGAUCUUCUGGAGACUCUCUACAGACUGCUGGACUUGCUGAAUGAUAAGGAGGAGGCCCUGGCCCACCAGAGGAAGGUGAGCAUCAUGCUGGCUCACAGUGCUGAGGAGCUGCAGAGACAGCUGCACCUAGACUCACCCUGCCAGCCGUCGGAUCCACCAGAGUCCAGCAUCCCAUCAAAGCAACAAGACCCAUCAAAGAGUCAGAGCCAGUCUCAGCAAUCAGCUAAAAAAUCAGAGUCCGACGUCCAAGCAGAGCAACAACCGGAGCUGUCGGUCUCCCAGCUCCAGCUAGAAGAACCACCAUGUCUGUCUGAGUCCAGGACUGAACCACAGGAGCUGCCAGACCCAUCACAGACCAGAGUCCAGCUCCUGUCUAACCACAAGAGCCGUGAGUCUGAAAUCCAACAGUCAGACCAAUCAGAGUCCUGAUCCACCAGACUCCAGACCUCAGCCACAGCAGCCAGGGUUUGACCGUGAGAGAAAGAAGCAAGACCUGGAUGUAGCAUGUGUCAUGUCACACUGAGGCUGAAUGUGGAGGGAUGUGAUUGGGCCUGACCGCUCACUGCUGUCCCAGCACCCAGAUGUGGUCCUGAGAGAGGAAGAGUAGGGACAGGCUGAGACCUUCAGCCCACAAACGUCUCCACUACGUCUCACAAACAGUUUUUUACUGCGAUAUUCAGAUCAGGAAAAACACACGAAGCAGCUGAAGAUACUGUCCAUCCAUCAGUUUCCAAACCUGAGGGGAAGUUUCUGGACUAGCUGAUACUGAUGUAAAAUAAAUCAUGGUUCAGUUUGAAAGUCAACAGUGAAUACCAGUGACAGUUUACCCAGUCAUGUGACCACAGCAGGAGCAGGAAGAGUUCCUGUCAAUGUCUGAGUGACUUGAUAACUUCAUGUACAGUAUGUGUUUAUUAGGAAACAGAGAGGUGGUGUGACGUUGGAAGAAUGUUCUGGGGAAGACGAGCAGAUGGAUGAGUUUAUAAAAUGUUUUACGUGAUUGAUUUUUGUUCUUAACCACAGCUACCUCCAGCCGUGUCAAUCACACACUCAGUUCAUCAGCUCUGAUGUUCCCUCUACUGAACUGUGCACGUCACAGAAUCACCAUUACAAUGUAAAUUAGACACUGUUUGAUUAUUAAUGAAUAUUUUAUUUAGCAGGUGAUAAAUUCAUAUGUAAC
Messenger RNA from Seriola dumerili (greater amberjack), 2442 nucleotides. RefSeq names its product coiled-coil domain containing 125 (gene ccdc125). Gene Ontology annotation, biological process: negative regulation of cell motility; negative regulation of Rho protein signal transduction. Bases 165 to 1694 code for a protein of 509 amino acids. Lineage: Eukaryota; Metazoa; Chordata; Actinopteri; Carangiformes; Carangidae. Gene Ontology annotation, cellular component: cytoplasm. The transcript has 12 exons. The record is from RefSeq and is a predicted model, not a curated record.